Sporothrix schenckii 1099-18 is the source of this 384-nucleotide messenger RNA. RefSeq lists its product as uncharacterized. The transcript has 2 exons. The record is from RefSeq and is a predicted model, not a curated record. The coding region runs from base 1 to 384 and encodes 127 amino acids. Lineage: Eukaryota; Fungi; Ascomycota; Sordariomycetes; Ophiostomatales; Ophiostomataceae.
AUGAAGCUCUCUUCAAUUGCCCUCCUCGCGCUCGCGACGGCUGUUGUUGCUCAGGAGUCGAGCUCUACAACGACCAAAACCAAGACCACGGACGCGUCGACUAAGACUGGCAAGAAUUCCAGAGGUACGACAACCGCGGCCGCAAACAAUGCCACCGAUCCCGUGGCUGGCGGCUCAGACUCCGGGAAGGGCAACUCGACGGCGACCACGACCGCACCUGGCGGCGGCAAGAAAACCGCUACGACCAGCCAGGCCAGUGCCACAUCAUCUGCAUCGGGAACGGGCACUGUCUCGGUCAAUGGCGGCGAUGGCUUGUUCAGUCCUGGGAUGGGAAGCGUCCUCACAAUCGCUGGUCUCGGGGUCACAUUCACUCUAUUUAUGUGA